This is a messenger RNA of Coffea eugenioides, 1560 nucleotides long. RefSeq names its product protein gar2. The coding region runs from base 87 to 1325 and encodes 412 amino acids. Gene Ontology annotation, molecular function: zinc ion binding; RNA binding. The record is from RefSeq and is a predicted model, not a curated record. The transcript is spliced from 5 exons. NCBI's taxonomy places the organism in Eukaryota, Viridiplantae, Streptophyta, Magnoliopsida, Gentianales, Rubiaceae.
UUCUGCAAAAACCCUCAAGCAGCCCCAAAUUCAUUGGUCUCUAGUUGGGGUUCCAAAUCCCCGAACGUUAUAGGCGAUUGAAGAGAAUGGUUUUGUCGAAUAAGAAGCUAAAGCAGAAGCUUAGAGCGGCUAAAGCUGAAUUAUUGGCAGCUUCAGAAGCUCAAAACCAAUCCAUAAACAAAAAUUUCCAGAACCCGGAAUACCCAGAUUUAGGGACCCAAAAAUCUCUCAAUUCCCUUCUUGAGUCAGCAUCCCAGAAGCCCAGAUUGUCAAAGAGAGAAAAACGCAGACAAAAGGCACCUUCUUUGCAAGAAAAUGAUGAGAAAUUGAAUAAAGACGAAGAUGCUGGGUCAGGGGGUAUGGCUGAAUAUGAAAAGAGGAAAAACAAAAGGAAAAGAGAUGAAAAUCAGGAACUGGAAAAUGGGGAGGUGAAGGAGGUGAAAAAGUUGAGCAAAAAGAAGAAAAAGAAGAAGAAGAAAAAGAAGAAAGAGAGGAAGGGGAAAGAAGUGGAGGAGAAUGGAGAGGUGCAGGAGAGCUUGGGAACUGAGGCCGGUGUGAUUGAUGACCAAGAUUUAACACAGAGGGUUGAUUAUGAUAAUAGUGAAGGAAGUUUGGAUGCCGGUACUAAAGUUUAUGUUGGAGGUAUACCAUACUACUCGAGUGAAGAUGAUAUUAGGAGUUAUUUUGAAGGUUGUGGCACCAUAACUGAAAUUGACUGUAUGAAGUUUCCAGAGAGCGGAAAAUUCAGAGGGAUUGCCAUCAUUAGUUUCAAGACUGAAGCUGCAGCAAGGAGAGCGUUGGCCCUUGAUGGGUCUGACAUGGGAGGCCUAUUCCUAAAAAUUCAACCUUACAAAUCUGCUAGAGUUACCAAAACGUCUAACUUUGCUCCUAAAAUUGUGGAGGGGUACAAUAGGAUCUACAUUGGAAAUUUGUCCUGGGAUAUCACUGAAGAUGAUUUGAGGAAAUUUUUUUCAGUCUGCAAUAUUACGUCCAUCCGUUUUGGUGAAGACAAAGAAACAGGAGAUUUCCGAGGUUAUGCCCAUGUGGAUUUUUCAGAUAGUCUUUCCCUGAACACAGCAUUGAAAUUGGAUCAGAAGAUUGUUUGUGGAAGACCCAUUCGAAUAUCGUGUGCUGUUCCAAAGAAAGGAUCAGAAGAUAAGACAAAACUGUUACCAGAAAAUAAUCAAGCUGUUGGUGAUGGUGCGACUGCUGUUAGCGGGAAGAUUCGGAGGAGGACAUGUUACGAGUGUGGAGAGCGUGGCCACCUUUCAUCUUCUUGCCCAAAGAAGCAAGCAGCUGACCAAACGAGUCUUCAAACAAGUUAAUUUUGCGGACUGGCUCUCGAGGUCCAAGGAGCUGGAAGGCAUAAGAUGAUUUAGCUUUCUGUUUUAUUGCAUUGUAGAAUCUGUCUCGUAUCACACUGAAAUUGGAGUCUGAGAAAGCACAGAGACUCCUCCUCUUAGUCCUCAAAAUAUAAAUUCCUUCCCCAGUUUCACGGGUGGCUUGGCUUUGACUUUGGAAACUGGAAACUGGAAACAAGGGAGCUUAGUUGUUUUUUUU